Penicillium angulare is the source of this 483-nucleotide messenger RNA. RefSeq names its product 40S ribosomal protein uS17. The transcript has 5 exons. Gene Ontology annotation, molecular function: structural constituent of ribosome. The record is from RefSeq and is a predicted model, not a curated record. Bases 1 to 483 code for a protein of 160 amino acids. Lineage: Eukaryota; Fungi; Ascomycota; Eurotiomycetes; Eurotiales; Aspergillaceae. Gene Ontology annotation, biological process: translation. Gene Ontology annotation, cellular component: ribosome; cytosolic small ribosomal subunit.
AUGGCCACCGAGUUGACCGUCCAGUCUGAGCGCGCUUUCCAGAAGCAGCCUCACAUCUUCCUCAACUCCAAGAGCAAGGCUUCUUCCAAGAAGGUUGGCCAGACCCGCCGCUGGUACAAGGAGGUCGGUCUUGGUUUCCGUACCCCCCAGAACGCCAUCGAUGGCAACUACAUCGACAAGAAGUGCCCAUUCACUGGUCUCGUCUCCAUCCGUGGCCGUAUCCUGACUGGCCGUGUCGUCUCCACCAAGAUGCACCGUACCAUCGUCAUUCGCCGCGAGUACCUCCACUUCGUGACUAAGUACAACCGUUACGAGAAGCGCCACAAGAACCUCGCUGCCCACGUCUCCCCCGCUUUCCGUGUCGAGGAGGGUGACUGGGUUACCGUUGGCCAGUGCCGUCCCCUUUCCAAGACUGUCCGCUUCAACACCCUCCGUGUUCUGCCCCGCACCGGCAAGGCUGUCAAGUCUUUCAGCAAGUUCUAA